CUUAUAGCUGAGUAGCUUUGGAUACAAAGAUGGCCGAGUGUACAGCAGAGGAGAAGCUAGAACAGCUUCUCAAAGACCUGGAGCUACCAACGGUCUCAUCAACGGCUUCGUCAUCAUCCUCAACCAUCACCUCGACCGAGCUUGAUCUCGUUUCCUCUUCGCUGAUAGCUGGGGAUGAUGGCGAUUCACCAUCUGCCAAAUCCAAGAGAGCUCGUUCAUUGGCCUUCCUGGUGCUCGCUCGGCUCCUACAGCCCAAGGAAGGGUCAGCAGGAGACUCUAGCAGCCCUAAUAUCAAGAGCAUCGGAUCGUACAUCAAGACCCAGCUCGAAGAGACGGACCUCGAACCCCUCAUCCGAUCGCUUGCGACGCUCUCAGCAGUCUUUCAGAUCGAUCCUACGGCUGGUACUCAAAUCCUACAGACAGACGGAGUGGCUCAAGGACUCGCAGACGUUAUCGAGCUGGAAGAUCUAUCGAACUCCAGCAAACGACCAACCAAAGAACAGGCCUUGGUCCAAGCCAGAUUAGCUUACGUCCUAGCCGAAACGUUUUCCAACGGCUUGAAUGCUGCAGCUUGUCGUCCUAUCAUCCGGAACCUCGCUUCCGACUGGUUGAAUCGACAAGCUCGUCGGGACGUUCCCAAAGACGGUUCAGAACCGCUGCGAUCGCUCAGGCGGAGGACUGUUGUCGUCGCCUCGGUCGCUUUGACAAAGCUUCUCCGAGCGGAAUCAGCGGACCCCUUGAUGAACCCUACUAUAGCCGGAAAUACUGGUACAGUCGGGAGUGAUCAAGAUGACAAUGAAAGUCAAGGGCAAACGAGCAAGCGCAAGGGAGAGAUGAACCGCGAGAUGCAGGACCUGACUAGCUUGUUCAGCCAGGCUGUCAUCUCCAGUGCCGCUUCGACUCCGGCUAUAGACGGUCUAGAUAUCGACGCCAUCGGGUCAUCGCUCGAGGGACUAGCGUAUACCUCUUCACAACCUUCAGUCAAAGCGAAACUCUGCCAAGAUGCAGCUUUCAUCAAAGCUCUCUUUGCUCUCGCUGCCCGCUUAUCCAAACCUCAAUCGAAACCCAAACCUGCAGGGGAGCGAAAGACGGGCCUAUCCGCCUCUUAUGCGCUCGAUGCCGAGCUAGAUCGGCCAGAGGGCGGACCCCGGGAAUCCUCAUCUUUAGCCUACGGAAUCGGGACGAUCCUCCUCAACUUGCUUUCUCGAAGACCUACCUUGACGGCGGAACAGAGACAGGUGGAAAAGCUGAAACAGCUCGCCUCUGCCGGUAAAUCUCAACAAAAGAUGGGCCAGACGGUCGAGGAGAGCAAAGAGGAGGACGAGCGGAUCGACUCGAACGAAGCUGUUGAGGCUAGGGUCCGAUGGGCGAUGGGAAACGGUUUGAUCGGCUGUCUGAUCGAUCUCGGGAAGAGCGAUAGUGAGAGGGUCAAGGUUUUGACGGGAAAGUUAUACCUCGAGGUAUCGACGGAUGCUGGGACUCGGGCGGAAUUGGUACGGGAUGGAGGGUUCAAGAGCCUACUUCAGGUCGUCUCAUCGCUAUUACCAGAGAUUAAGCCGAAAGCGAAGCCCGAGGUCACCAAGUCUCUUACAGGGCCGACGGAAGGUGUCUCGGUGGAAGCGUUGCCAGCUAUUCAAGCGCUGGCAAAGAUGCUCAUCACCCUGCCGCCUCAGACACUGUUCGGAGUGAACCCAGCCUCGAACGCUCUUGACACCAUCCGGCCGCUUGCCAUGCUGCUCUUACACGACUCGUCCACUUUAUUGCAAAAGUUCGAGGCGAUGAUGGCAUUGACGAACCUGGCUUCCAUCGGCCCAGAGGUUGCGACGAGGAUCUUUUCGAUGAACGAUUCAGAGAUCAUCAAACAGGCAGAACACCUCAUGUUGGAGGAUCACGAGCUGGUCCGACGAGCGGCAGUCGAGCUCGUUUGCAACCUACUCGCCUCUGACGAAGGCUUCUGUCGGUACUCGGGAGAUACGCCGGACUCGAGCUCGUCCUCGAAUACCGACAGAGAAAAAGGCGGGAACAGCGAAGGCGCGACUUUUUCGAGAUUACACGUUCUACUGGCCAUGACCAACGUGUACGACCUGAACACCCGUCUAGCAGCCUCUGGCGCGCUCGCGACGUUGACGCAGUCGCCGACUGCUUGCCGAAUCUUGUUGGCAAAGGAGGACCGACAGAAAAAGGUCUUCAGCAUGAUUUUUGACAUGCUCUCGCCACCAGUCUUGCGUAGCGAUAACGACGAUGAGGGAGAUGAGGACGUAGAAGAAGUAACAACGCUGGAACCGGAUACAGGAUUGAUCUUCCGAGCCAUGAUCUUCUUGGCGAACCUGAUUGGGUUCGCUUCUUCGGAUGCAUCCGGUCAGAAAAGCGUCACCAUGUCCACGGCCGAUCAACAGGGAGUACCCAAACGUCUCCUGGAGCUAUUAGCAAAGUGGACAUCGCCGUCCAGCUCGAGCCAUCCGGGGAAAGAGGUAGCGGACGUUACGAUAGAAUGCCUGCGGCUGUUCAAGGCAGCGGGUAUCAAAUUGACGAUGUAA
Molecule: messenger RNA, 2537 nt
Organism: Filobasidium floriforme
Lineage: Eukaryota; Fungi; Basidiomycota; Tremellomycetes; Filobasidiales; Filobasidiaceae
Exons: 1
Coding region: 30-2537 (835 amino acids)
Source: RefSeq, a predicted model, not a curated record